Molecule: messenger RNA, 819 nt
Organism: Vigna umbellata (rice bean)
Lineage: Eukaryota; Viridiplantae; Streptophyta; Magnoliopsida; Fabales; Fabaceae
Source: RefSeq, a predicted model, not a curated record
AUGGCAGACGUAGAUGAGAGAGGUAGGGCAGGGAGAGAUGAUUUAGAGAGGUAUUGUAGCGAGUUGAAAAAGCUUGCCAUAAAAAUCAUUGACAUAAUGGGAAGUGCCCUGAGUGUGGAGAGAAAGGAAAUUAGAGAGUUGUUUGGUGAUGGAGUUCAAUCAAUGAGGAUGAAUUACUAUCCGCCAUGUCCCCAACCAGAGCUAGUUAUGGGACUGAAUCCCCAUUCUGAUGGUGGAGGUCUUACUAUCCUUCUCCAAGCCAAUGAAAUGGAAGGUCUUCAGAUCAACAAAGAUGGACUGUGGAUCCCUGUAAAACCCCUCCCCAAUUCUUUCAUCAUCAACGUUGGAGACAUGAUUGAGAUAAUGACAAAUGGGAUUUAUCGAAGCAUCGAGCACCGAGCAACAGUGAACUUAGAGAAGGAAAGACUUUCCAUAGCUGCAUUUUACAACCCCAGCAUGGAAGUAACUAUAGGUCCAGCACCAAGCCUUGUUACUCCCAAAACACCAGCAGUUUUCAGGUCAAUUAAAGUAACCGAAUACUACAGGGGAUACCUCUCCAAAGAACUCAAAGGGAGAUCACACCUUGAUAGCAUGAGGCUCCAAAACAACGAUUACAGAAACUCUUCAAACUGCUGUGAUCCCAACCAGAUACAUUCUACAAACAUAUGAACCUUCUGUUGCAUGCCUAUUUCUUUAGUUUCUGCUUUACAAUACUUUUUCAGUUUCCCGUGUGAAACUUAGACGCCACGAAUUUGGUGAUUUUUUCUCAAUAAAAAGUCAUUGCAACUAGUUAAGUUUCGUGUGUGUUUAAUAACUAAU